AUGUUUCAUAGCGUACGAACAUCUGUGUACAGGUGUAGUAGUGCUUCUAUGUUGUUAAGGGUCACUGUUAGAAAGGCUGCAAUGAGACCAAACGUAUUAAUCGGAUGUAGUCGUCUGUACUCAUCAAAACAAUCUGGUGCUUCCAAUACUACAUCGACAAAAACUAAUCAACCCACAAUAGAUUUUUCGAAGCUCUCCAGGGAUGAGAUUCGUAAACUACAUGAAUUAAAGACAGCUGAAAGACUAAAAACUAAAAAUAGGUCGAUCGCAUUAUAUUUUUCAAGUAUUGCUGUUGUGUUUUUAGGGUUAGCAUAUGCUGCUGUUCCAUUAUAUAGAGCCAUUUGUGCACGUACAGGGUUUGGUGGUAUUCCAAUUACAGAUAGAAGGAAAUUCACUGAUGAUAAACUAGUUCCUGUGGAUAUAGACAAGAGAUUAAGGGUUUCCUUCACAAGUGAAGUUUCUCAGAUUUUGCCUUGGAAGUUUGUACCACAACAGCGUGAAGUGUACGUAUUACCUGGUGAAACAGCAUUGGCAUUCUACAAAGCUAAGAAUAACAGUGAUAAAGAUAUCAUUGGGAUGGCUACAUAUAGUAUUACUCCAGGUGAUGCAGCCCAAUAUUUUAACAAGAUUCAAUGUUUCUGUUUUGAAGAACAAAAAUUAGCAGCUGGUGAAGAGGUUGAUAUGCCUGUAUUUUUCUUUAUCGACCCCGAAUUUGCUACAGAUCCUUCCAUGAGAAAUAUAGAUGAUAUUGUACUACAUUAUACAUUCUUUAGAGCCCAUUAUGGUGACGGAUCUGCUGUUAGUGAGGCAGCUUCGAAAGGUGAGGCCAUUUCUCCAGAAGAACAACAACAGAUGUUAGCUAACGCCACCAUCCUAAGUCCCAACGACCUUAAAGACGAAUAA
Molecule: messenger RNA, 903 nt
Organism: Maudiozyma saulgeensis
Lineage: Eukaryota; Fungi; Ascomycota; Saccharomycetes; Saccharomycetales; Saccharomycetaceae
Source: the annotation of a GenBank genome assembly